GAUCCCAGUGACUUCAGCAUCGGCGUACAACAUUCCAACUCUCCAGUAGCAAUGGCGUUCAAGUUUGUCGUCUUCCUCGCUUCCCUGGCCGUUGCCAGCGCUGGAUACCUGCAGGAAGCUCCAUUGUCCUACAGCACUCUGUCGCAUGCUGCCCCACUGGCCUACAACAGCUACGCCCAUGCUGCUCCAUUGGCGUACAACAGCUACGCUCAUGCCGCCCCGGUGACCUAUGCUGCCCAUGCCAGCUAUGCCACCCCGGCCAUCGGAGCUACCCACGAGAGCACCUUCCGUGGACACGACGCCACUGUGUCGCACCACUCCAAGGCCGUCGAUACCGCGUUCUCGAGCGUCCGCAAGUCCGACACCCGCAUCACCAACGAAGCCCCCAAGCUGGCCUACACUAGCUACGCUGCCCCAGCUCUGACGACCUACGCCCAUGCUGCUCCAGCAGUCGCCACCUACGCCCAUGCUACCCCUGCUCUGUCUUACGCCCAUGCUGCUCCUGCUCUGUCCUACACCCGCUCCUACCCCACUGCCCUGUCUUACCCGCGCUCGUAUGCUGCCCCCGCUCUGACCACCUACGCCCAUGCCGCCCCGGUUGUGGCCGCCCAUGCCACCAAGACCCUGACCUACUCGCCGGCGGUCGAGGUCGCCCAUGUUGCGUACGACGGUAGCCACGCCCAUUACUCUUUCCGCUGCGGCAAGUCACAAACCAGUAUCAUUGAUCCCAGUGACUUCAGCAACAGUGUACAGAGCAGCUCUCAAGUGACAAUGGCAUUCAAGUUUGUCGUCUUCCUCGCUUCCCUGGCCGUUGCCAGCGCUGGAUACCUGCAGGAAGCUCCAUUGUCCUACAGCACUCUGUCACAUGCUGCCCCACUGGCCUAUAACAACUACGCCCAUGCUGCUCCAUUGGCGUACAACAGCUACGCUCAUGCCGCCCCGGUGACCUAUGCUGCCCAUGCCAGCUAUGCCACCCCGGCCAUCGGAGCUACCCACGAGAGCACUGUCCGCUCCCAUGAUGCUACCGUGUCUCACUACUCCAAGGCCGUCGACACGCCAUACUCGAGCGUCCGCAAGUCUGAUACCCGCAUCACCAACGAAGCCCCCAAGCUGGCCUACGCUAGCUAUGCUGCCCCGGCUGUUGCCACCUACGCCCAUGCUGCUCCUGCCGUGUCCUACGCCAAGCAGGUCAGCUAUGCCACCCCAGCUGUCGCCACCUAUGCCCAUGCCGCUCCAGUUGCCACCUACGCCAAGCAGGUCAGCUAUGCUGCCCCAGCCCUGACCACCUACGCUCAUGCUGCUCCAGCUGUGUCCUACGCCAAGCAGGUCAGCUAUGCUGCCCCAGCCAUCUCUACCUACGCCCAUGCUGCCCCAGCCGUGUCCUAUGCUGGUUCUUAUGCCCCAGCUCUGUCCUACGCCCAUGCUGCCCCAGCUGUUGCCACGUACGCUCAUGCUGCUCCAGUGACCGUUGCCAAGCAGGUUAGCUAUGCUGCCCCAGCUCUGACCACCUACGCCCAUGCUGCCCCUGCUGUGGCCACCUACGCCCAUGCCACCCCGGCCAUCGCCUCGCACUCCACGGUUGCCCAUGUUGCCUACGAUGGUAGCCACGCCCAUUACGCUUUCUAAGGUGUUUUUGAUUUCAAUUGUUGAAAUGUUGUAAAUAUUGUACUGAUUUUUGUUGGAAUGUCAUGAAUUGAUGCAUUAAAAAAUGUGUUGAACAACA
Culex quinquefasciatus (southern house mosquito) is the source of this 1723-nucleotide messenger RNA. Its product is annotated as ice-structuring glycoprotein. The record is from RefSeq and is a predicted model, not a curated record. The transcript is spliced from 6 exons. Lineage: Eukaryota; Metazoa; Arthropoda; Insecta; Diptera; Culicidae. The coding region runs from base 52 to 1626 and encodes 524 amino acids.